This is a messenger RNA of Sorghum bicolor (sorghum), 718 nucleotides long. RefSeq lists its product as uncharacterized. Lineage: Eukaryota; Viridiplantae; Streptophyta; Magnoliopsida; Poales; Poaceae. The coding region runs from base 116 to 607 and encodes 163 amino acids. The transcript has 3 exons. The record is from RefSeq and is a predicted model, not a curated record.
CCCCCCCCCCCUCAUCUUGGCAGCAAUCAAAGCCCGUACAUCUGGUUCUUCGAUCUCGAUAUCCCCAGGUUGGAUCCCUCAAGUUCCCUGCUCCAGCUGCGUCAAAUUGUCAGGAAUGGCCAGCAAGUCGAGUUUUUCGAACACCUUGCCGACUAACUCACCAGCACAGUUUCUGAAUGGUAUCACGGAUGGGUUCUCUGAUGCGCGAAAGCUUGGCGAAGGUGCAUUUGGUACUGUUUAUAAGCUUGGCGAAGAUACAUCUUUAAGACCUGAUUGGAAGACAUGCUUUGAGAUAAUCAAAGGCAUCUGCCAGGGCUUAGGAAAACAUAUUCGGCUGCGCUCCCUGCCGACCACCACCCGCACCGCGCCGGGCUCGUGCGCCGCCCGGCGCCCGGCCUCCGACGGGGCCUCCGCUUCGAGCGCGGCCAGCGCGCCCCACGCCGCUGCGCCACCACGCGUUGCCCGCGAACGCCCGCCAGGCAGCCGAGGAGCGCAGGGACGGCACUGCCGCGUGCCGGUUCGGCGCCGCAGUAGAUCGCCAUGCGACACCAAUGAAGCCGACGAUCUAACCUCUGUCCUCAUAUCUUGGAAUUCCUAUGCAUCAUAGACAACUCCUAAACUCUGAAUGGAGUAAAGUAGAAGAUCGUUUUAAACAAAAACUCUCUUGUUGGAAAGCGAAAUAUUUGUCUUAUGGGGAAGAUUAGUACUUCUUAACUCA